AUGUCGCGCCCGGACCAGGCUGAACUUGCCGUUGAGACGACGCGGACCUUGAAGCGCAAACACCUCUCUUCAGCCGAUCAAGAUGACUUGGACGCGCUCGACACCAUCUUCAAGCGCAUCAAAACCGUGAUUCCGCGCGCGCCCUACAUUCUCUCCACACCCUCGGUCAACCCUUACCGCUACCACUCCCAGCAACAAGCCAAUGCCUGGAUGAUUGGAAGGUUGUUCAGGCAUGACGAGGAGCACUUGCAGUACAGGACCUAUUGGUAUCGCGAACCAUGUCAGGAUUGUUUCGAGCUGCAGGCGGGCGAAGAGGAGGAACCGGAACCGGAGCUCCCAUGCUCGCAGGCUUUCAAUCGGCAGCCCGCAAAGAAGAAGCCAAAUUUGUCUGCAUUCAAGGUCAAGCCCGCAAACGGCACUAACACGCCCGGUGUCAAGAUCAGCUCACCCAGUCUUGCGCCGGCGAAGAACCCGCCGCAUCAAGCAAAUGAAGUCGCCAAAUCCGAUACUCCGCCUACGCCUGCUGCAAAAGCCCCAGCCAAGUCACCGAGACCUACCUCUAAUGCUAUCCGGGACGAGCGUCGCAUUGACCAACCCGUGGAGUCGCGACCCAGGGCCUCUACUCAGAAGAGCGAGUCGGUGGGGUCGAAAGUCAUAGAGAAGUCCGACCCUUCGAAUUCCACACCACAUGGCUUGCCCCCGCUUCUGUCGCCCGUACACGAGCCAUUGGGUAACCCCUACGGACUACCGAACUUGCUAUCUCCCACACUUCCCGCAAAUGUGCAGGCCGAGUUGGAUAGGUUGGAGGUGCAGCGCAAGCGCGCCGAGUCGGACGCAUCUACAUCAUCAUCAGACCCCAAGAGCCAAACAUUGGCUGUGCCACCACGUGCAUCUCAGAAAUCCAACGGCACGCCCAACUCCGAAGGCCGUGUGCGCUCUGGUUCUGUAAACGGCAAAUCACCAAAUCCCGAACCAGUCAGUCAUGCCAAACAAACAGACCCCAGUAUGGUAGUUAAGCUGAAAUUCUCGAAGACCAAGGCACCAGUUGUAGGCCAAAUUCUCCGCUUGCCCUCUAAGCGAGCCAACAUGGAGAAGAAGGAGCGCAGUGAGGCACCCAAAGCUGCUCCGGACCCUGUACCCAGGGUUACAGAUUUGCCCGUUAUCAAGAAGAAGCCUGCCCCCAAGAUUUCGGCGCGGCGUGGAGAAGCUACGACACCGGUACCUGCGUCUAUACCGAGCACAAGUGUGAAGCCAUCUUCGGCAAGCGCAAAGCCGGCCGAGAAACGGACAAGGCCAGAAGAAGACGGCUCGUUGGCGGUCCCUCCUGCUAAGCGUCCAAGGGCAAGUUCCACGCAGGAUCGCCCCAUCACUCCUGUUCAGAACGCCUUAUCGCCAGCAAUGUCCACCAAGGGUUCGACACAGAAGAACCAGGCUCAGUACGCGACUCCGAAGAAGGAUAUCAAGUCCGUGAACAUGUUACGCAGUCAAUCGUCAGAAAGCAACGACACAACACCUGGAAGAUCUGGUGCAACUUCCGCAGGCGGAAAGUUGGAAUCCAGGGCGGGGCCUACUUCUGCCCCUCUAAACAGCAAGAAACGGGCCGAUAUCGCUCUAUUAGGACAUACGUCAGCAAAGUUGAACCAGAUGGGCCGUGCGCUGAAGCAUGAAGCGACCAAGAUCCUCACUGGUGGUAAGAUCACAAAGCAGGAGGAGAAGCGAGCUGCGGUGACCAACCUGGAGUGCAUUCUUGCGUACAUGGCGGCAUACUUUGCCCAAGACGUCUCGCUGAAUCUCCGCGGUCGUGCCGGGGAAGUCGAGCAAACCUGGAAGACGCUGCUGCCACUUUGUCUCUCAUAUUCUCGCUGUACCAAGGACUUUCAGCAUCUUGACGGCCUACGCUGCUACCUCAGCUCAGUCAUCGCUUCCGCAAUUUGCACCCACGUCUCACAGCGCUCUAUCAACCCCAAGUCCCACGACUCGCCCCAGGAUGUCAAUCACGCCGAAGUCGCUCGACAGCACAAUUCGAUAGUAGAAAACUUUGCUCUUCUAGCCGAUCACACAAUCAAGAAGAACCGACAUUUCCAGGACGCCACCAUUGCCCUGCCCUGGGAAGACCUUCAAUCCAUGUACAAAAAAACGUAUGCCGGCCGCGAAACAAACGUCAAGCUGAUCAAGGAACCGGAAAAGGUCAGUGGCGCCAGGAUGUCUGGUCCUUACUUUCUGCCUCUCGGCACAGAAACUACGCCUAUCCAGGCCGUCAGGUUCGGCCUCAAGUUUCUGAGCGAGUACUGCGAGAGAGAGAAGUUGGACUACCAAUUGCGUGUCAACCUCGAUAGGCCGGAAUAG
This is a messenger RNA of Pyrenophora tritici-repentis Pt-1C-BFP, 2346 nucleotides long. RefSeq names its product Herpes-UL32 multi-domain protein. Lineage: Eukaryota; Fungi; Ascomycota; Dothideomycetes; Pleosporales; Pleosporaceae. The record is from RefSeq and is a predicted model, not a curated record.